Pestalotiopsis fici W106-1 is the source of this 2949-nucleotide messenger RNA. RefSeq lists its product as uncharacterized. Gene Ontology annotation, cellular component: plasma membrane; cytoplasm. Lineage: Eukaryota; Fungi; Ascomycota; Sordariomycetes; Amphisphaeriales; Sporocadaceae. The record is from RefSeq and is a predicted model, not a curated record. Gene Ontology annotation, molecular function: GTPase activator activity; myosin II binding; syntaxin binding. The coding region runs from base 1 to 2949 and encodes 982 amino acids. Gene Ontology annotation, biological process: regulation of protein secretion; regulation of exocytosis; establishment of cell polarity. The transcript has 3 exons.
AUGUCGAGCUUUCUAAGAGGCAAGCAGGCGGGCAUGUCAAAUGACUUGUCGGCCGCCAUCCUGCCAGAGCUCUUUGCGCCCGACGAUCGCUUUCGCUACGGAAUUAACUCUCAGAUCAGUUGUAUCGCAUACGAACCGGUUCAAUCUCUCAUUGCAGUCGGAACCAAGCAGUCGAAAUUCGGAACCGGCCGUAUCGAGGUAUUUGGCCAGAGUCGAGUACACAAGUUCCUCGUGCCACCGCGGCCCUGCUCUUUUGCCGACCUACAAUUCUGCGCCAACCGGCUCAUCAGUCUCGACACCAAGAACGAAAUCAUAAUAUGGAACCUCGACACCGGGUCGCGAAUCACGGGCUUCCAUGCACCGGGCGUCAUUACUUCCAUGGUCACCGAUCCCAUGCUGGACUGGUGCUUCUUGGGAACUGCGAGCGGCGAGAUAGUCGCAUAUGAUUUGGACCGGGAACGGCUCUCGCCCCUGAAGCUUCCCAACUUCUGGCCUCAGUAUGACUCCAAGGCCAGGGCUGUUGGUUUGGUGUCGAUGCAGCUGCACCCCCGGGAUAUUGGCAAGCUCAUGAUUGCAUAUACCCAUGGCAUCGCCCUCUACUCCUUCAAGCAGAACAAGGCGACCCAGUUCUUUGAAUAUCAGGUCCCGCCGGGAGCUCCUGGAGGCAACACCAUUGCUGUCGAUUCCAUGAGGAAGCCCAAGGUCACCCACGCUGUCUGGCAUCCAACUGGCACCUUUAUACUUACGGCUCACGAGGAUGGGAGUCUCGUGUUUUGGGAUGCCAAGGAUGGUAGAGUUGUCAUGGCCCGAACAUUGUACGAUUUCAAUGUUGACAAGCCGGUUCCAAACUCUGGAAAUUCAAGUGCGAAGCACCCGUAUGUCCGCAUCGCCUGGUGCUGCAAAGAGAACCCCGAGGAUUCUGGACUUCUGAUUGCCGGUGGUCAGACAUUGGAUCAGCCGGCGAACGCGUUAUUGUUCAUCGACCUCGGUGUCACGCCCAAUUAUCAGACAUCCUCUUGGCAAGCCCUGGCCGACUACGGCAGAGGCAAACGCCAAAAUGUCCUCGAGACGCCGUCUGGUGCCGAGAUUGUCGACUUCUACUUGAUGCCACGAUACUCGCCUCAUUUUGCUGGCGCGCAAGACCCGAUUGCUGUCAUGACCCUCCUGUCAUCUGGCGAACUGCUCACUCUGAGUUUCCCCAGUGGAUACCCCAUUUCGCCAACGAACCAGCUCCAUCCCUCACUGUCAUUUGUGCAUCCUUUUGCAGUCAAGUUUACCGUUACAACCCUGGAGCGCUCCAGGUGGUUGGGCAUGAUUGAAACUCGCAACCAAGGCGAGCUUCUGUUGAAGGGAGGCAAAGAGGCACCAUUGCCGCACCGCAAGUUUGUUGGAAGAAGCAUCAUUCAGGUAGCUCACGCUGACGGCACAAUUCGCAUCUGGGACGUUGGACAUGGCGACGAAAUCGAGAAUCCCACUCAGCUGCAGGUGGACAUUGCCCGCUCCUUGAAUCGCUUUGACGACAUUAACAUCACGUCGAUGAGCAUGGCUUCCAACACUGGAGAGUUUGCAGUGGGCACGAGCGGUGGCGAAGUGGUUAUAUAUCGAUGGGAUGGUAACCGGUUCUAUGGAAAAAAUCAGACACAGCACUUGGACCCGAACCCUGGUGGCCUCACAGAUAUCAGCUCCCGAGCAGAGCCCUCGCUGAAGCAAGGUCUUCAGCCAUACUCGCUGUAUGAAAUGAUGCAGGGGCCCAUAACCGUCGUCAAAGUUGCCGAUGUCGGCUUCAUUGGUGUGGGCUCAGAGAAUGGCUUCUUUAGCAUCAUUGAUAUGCGAGGUCCUACAGUCAUCUUACAGGUGUCCAUGGCAGAGUUUGCCAAACAAGACAAGCGAUCGUCUUUUCUGAGGGGCGACAAGGGCCCAGCAGGUGCCAAGGAAUGGCCAGCAGUCAUCCAAUUUGGUGUCAUGACCCUGGAAAAUGACAAAUUCUCCAGCAUCUGCUGCUUUGUCGGUACGAACCAAGGGCGGGUCAUUACAUUUACCCUCCUCCCGGCAGGCAAUGGAUACACUGCCAAGGUCGCCGGAGUGACCCAUCUGAGCGACAAGGUCGUAGCCAUCUGCCCAAUCGUGGCAGAUACUGGCAAGCCAGCGUACGCCACUGGUCAUGCGGUUGCUGGGCUGCGGGAGGGCAAGCAGGUCAAUGGAUUGCUUGUUGUCGUGACCCAAACCGAAGCUCGCAUCUUCAAGCCCGCGUCCGCCAAGGGUGCUUCCAAAUCAUUUGACGACUACCUGUGCGAUGCGGCGUCUGUUGUUGAACUCGAUCUGCAUGGCAUGGCCUUGGUGGGUGUGUUUGGUGAUCGCAUGACUCGGGCCUUUUCGCUUCCAGGCUUGAAGGAGAUUGGAAGUGCACCACUCAAGAUGAUGGAUGGCAGCCGCAGCACCGACACCAUUGUCGACGAAGAUGGCAACGUUUUCUGUUGGACGGGCCCGUCGGAACUUGCCAUAUUGAACGUGUGGGGUGCCGGUCAAGAAAUUUCAAACACGGCAGAUAUUCUGAUCAACCCAGGACUGCGGAUUCCGGCGCGCCCUACAAUCUCCAACGUCCAGUGGCUAUCGGGCACGCAGUACAUAACACCUACCGACCUUGAUUUGCUCAUUGGAGGUCCAGAUAGGCCACCUAGCAAGCGCAUGAUUGCUGCUACAGCCGCAGAGCAGCAGGGUGGCGCAUCUGGACAGAUGAAUCCGGUCUACGCUGAUGCCAGGCGAGCAGAAGGAUGGGGUGAAUACCUGACCAGGUCACUCAAUGAACGAACGGAGAAGCUGAACCUCACUGGUGACGCAUUGGAAAAUGCAGCAGAUACCAGUCAGCGAUGGGCCGAGGAUGCCUCCAAGUGGGUGGGACAACAGAAGAGAAAUAUGAUUUUUGGCGGUCUCAAGAGCAAGUUUUUGUGA